This is a messenger RNA of Physella acuta, 453 nucleotides long. RefSeq lists its product as uncharacterized. NCBI's taxonomy places the organism in Eukaryota, Metazoa, Mollusca, Gastropoda, Physidae. Gene Ontology annotation, molecular function: G protein-coupled peptide receptor activity. The record is from RefSeq and is a predicted model, not a curated record. Gene Ontology annotation, cellular component: membrane.
AUGAGCAGAAACGUCUACCCUGUCAUCAACCUCACCGUGACGAUCUGCUGUCUCUUUGUUUUGGUUUACGGGCUAGAGACCGCCUCCAAAGUCAGGAGAGCUAUGCAGAACAGACUCGACCAAAAAGACAAAAACAGUUCUUUUCUCUCUGACAAGGACUUGAGAAUUAUCAAAAUGAUAACUCUGGUUACUCUGUCCUCAGUUAUUUGUAACCUCCCUUUGUUUUUCAUCUCCAUUUUCCGACUAGUUUUCCCCGAAUUUGACGCCGGAAAAAUGUACAGCCAGUUGUUUAAUUUGGUGAACUUUAUCGGGAGCUUCACCGUCUGGUUCAACCUGUCCAUUAAUUUUGUCAUUUACUACACCUACAACACGCAGUUUAAAACCACGCUGAGGUCCCUGUGUUCUACCGGGAGUCCGCUCUAUUACAGCGGGAAGAAAAAAUCUCUGUACUGA